Molecule: messenger RNA, 4060 nt
Organism: Plodia interpunctella (Indianmeal moth)
Lineage: Eukaryota; Metazoa; Arthropoda; Insecta; Lepidoptera; Pyralidae
Product: alanine aminotransferase 1-like
Exons: 10
Coding region: 535-2094 (519 amino acids)
Biological process (GO): biosynthetic process
Molecular function (GO): pyridoxal phosphate binding; L-alanine:2-oxoglutarate transaminase activity
Source: RefSeq, a predicted model, not a curated record
GGUGGAAAUAUUUAACUACAUAGUGUUUACAUAACUUUUCAUUGUAGUCUCAUAGAAAUAGAAAUUCUAGCUAGGUCAAAGUUAAAAUUAAAUUAAUAGAACAACUUCUAUCUAGUAGGUAGUGAAAAAUAAGUUCCCAUUCGUUUUCAUUUUUCAUUCCACUUACAAUAUUUACUUCGACUAACUGUAUUUUACGUCUUUUAUCGUAUUUUCAUUCGUUAGAUAACCUCUAAGGGCGUCAGUUACAAAUAGAAGAGAUUACGAAAUACGACAUCAUUGUUUAUUUCAUUAAUACGAGUUACAGUGAUCUUUGUUUACAAAUUAGAACAAGUGUUUAUUGAUCGAGUAUAAUCGCCAUUCGCCGGUUGACUUCGCAAGUUGUCCAUUUUGCACUACCAUCAGAACAGCUGUUUUUGCGAGUUAUUUUAUAAGUGAAUCAGUGGAUAAACAUUCUAUAAUUUAUAGUAACUUGGGAGUAUAUUGUGGAGCGUAAAUAAAUUUGUGACGUGUUUAAAGUUGUGUUAUUGAUUAGACAUGUCACAGAUGAGAUUGAUAUGCCGCGCCCGGCUACGUGUACGUAGUAGCCCGGCAACACUGUCAGUGUACACAGAGCCUAUUACCGCUCUUCUCAGUGGAAAUUCUAGUAAACGCACGAUGGCGAGCAAAGCUGUGACCCUUGAAAAUAUCAAUCCGAAUAUUGUGAAAUUGGAAUAUGCAGUGCGCGGGCCCUUGGUCAUCCGAGCGAUGGAAAUCGCCAAAGAACUAGAAAAGGGCGCUCAGAAGCCAUUCAAACGCGUUAUAAACGCUAACAUCGGCGAUGCCCACGCUAUGGGACAGGCGCCCAUCACCUUCAUCAGACAGGUGCUGGCGUGCGUGUCGAACCCAGAACUGAUUGAGAAGAGCGACUACCCAUCUGAUGUCAAGCAACGUGCCAAGGACCUCCUGAACAGCUGCGGUGGUCGCUCCAUGGGCUCCUACACGGCAUCUCACGGCAUCGAGAUGAUCAGGCACCAUGUGGCAGAGUACAUCGAGCGUCGCGACGGCCACAAGUCCAACUGGCAGGACAUUGUCUUGUCUUCCGGAGCGUCCAACGGAAUCAAGAACUGUUUGCAACUGUUCUGCAACGAUAUUGGUGGAAAACCUUCAGGAGUAAUGGUGCCCAUCCCACAAUACCCCCUCUAUUCAGCGUCCAUAGCCGAAUACGGUCUCGGGCAAGUGGGGUACUACCUCGACGAGGACAACCAGUGGGGGCUGGACGUGGACGAGCUGGAGAGGUCGUUGACCGAGGCCAGCAAGGAGUUCAAUGUCCGGGCUAUUGUCGUCAUCAACCCUGGCAACCCUACGGGACAGGUGCUGACGCGGGACAACAUAGAAGCGAUCAUAAAGUUCGCGAACAAACACAACUUGUUCAUAUUCGCCGAUGAAGUCUACCAGGACAACGUUUAUGCAGAGGGCAGUCAAUUCUUCUCAUUCAAAAAGGUGAUGACGGAAAUGGGUCCCCCGUAUAGCGGACAGGAGCUGGCGUCGUUCAUGUCAGUGAGCAAGGGGUACAUGGGCGAGUGCGGGCUGCGCGGCGGCUGGAUGGAGCUGUGCAACCUGCAGCCGGACGUGCGGGCGCAUCUCUACAAGGCCAUAUCCGCCAUGCUGUGUCCCACCACGCUCGGACAGACCGCCGUCGAUUGUGUUGCCCGGCCGCCUUUGCCCGGCGAGCCGUCCUACAAUUUAUGGAAGACCGAAAGGGAUGCGGUUCUAGCGUCGCUCAACAAGCGAGCCAGGAUGAUCGCAGACACGUUUAAUUCUAUGCAGGGAUUCACUUGUAAUAAAGUACAGGGAGCCAUGUACGCGUUCCCGCGUAUAGACCUGCCGCAGAAAGCGAUCGACGCCGCCAAGAAGGAAGGGAAGACUCCCGAUACGUUUUACGCGUUUAAACUGUUGGAAGAGACUGGCAUCUGCAUCGUCCCGGGCAGCGGCUUCGGCCAGCGCCCCGGCUCCUUCCACUUCCGCACCACCAUCCUGCCGCAGCCCGCGCUGCUGCAGGAGAUGUUGGACAUCUUCCAGAAGUUCCACAAGAAAUUCACCAGCGAAUACGCUUAAAUCGUAUGCCAUGUGAUAUUAUUUAACCCCAUGAGAUAAAAUGUGAGCUGUAUACAAAUUUUUCGCGAUUUGGUCUGCUCCACCGACUAAAUUUUGGUAGGCUCCAUUGACUAAAUUUUAGUGGGCUCCGCUGACUAAAUUUCGUGGUUGUGAUUGAUUUUUAAAGCAUUGAGGCUGACUGAAAAUGUAAACAAAAUUGUUGUUACACUAAAUUGGCUAAAUGUCGGCAGAAUCGCCUGAAAUUUGUAUAUUGUAUGUAGUCUUAAAUAGGAAAUUUACAAAUAAAAACAGCUUAUCUCGGUAUAUAUUAGUUGGACGUGCGGACCGUAUGCCUGUUUGCCGAUUUCAAUAUCUACAAGGCCUGCAAAUGUAAAUAUUUUCACAAGCCGUUUAAAUAAUAAAAAAAUAGUAAACUCUCGCUUAGCUAUUAUAAUUUAUGUAGUCCAAAACUAAUAAAAAUGAUGUCAUGCAAUAGAAUCUUUUGAGAACAAGAUCUCUUACGCCAACGGAGUAUUAUGGAAACUCUCAUAUAUAAGAAAUCCAAAGUCUGUCUGUCACGCUUUCACGGCUAAACAGCUGGAUGAGAUUUUGUUGAAAUUUAGAAUAGUUAUUUUUAAAGGUCAAAAUGCGAACAUUUUAUCAAAAUUUUACCCUCGAAAGACCAGAAAUGGGGAAUUUUGUCAGCUAAUAUUAAUAGGUAUAUGACGAAAGUUUUUGUUGUGAUUAAGUUUUCUGUGUCACGAAUCUUAUUAGAAGAGUUCAUUCGUUAGAAAAUUACAAAUCUGUACAUUUCGCAAAGUAUCAAAAUAUAUAUAACGAAUGUCAAUAAAAAUGUAUGAACUUCUAUAUUGUAUAACUAAUUAAUAUCAAUUCGGAACAUCUAAUAAAAUGAAUUUUAUUAUCUAGUCUUGGCGACGCCAUCUUGUAUCUGUAGAUAAAUUAGUGAAUUAUACUCGUAUGUAUAAUUUUGUUCAAAUAUUGUCAAAAUGUACAUAUUUAUCAAAAAAUUAUAAUAAAACAUUAAAUUAAUUUCAUAGAUAAAUUAUUAUUUAAAAGUACACUAUGAAGAUUUCCGUUGGAAGUUUGAACCAGUUUGUUGUGUUGUGGAACAUCUAAAAACAAUUAAGUUUAUUAAACAAAUGUGAAAUUGUCACAUUAAAAAGUGUGUAACAUUAUUAUGAUUUUAACACGUUCGAUAUUAGUUUGAUUGUACCUACCUACUAAUCUUACUAAUAUAUUAUAAAUGGGAAAGUUUGUGAGGAUGUAUGUGUUUAUGUUUGUUAUUCUUUCACGCGAAAUCUAGUAGACGGAUUGUUAUGAAAUUUGCUACACGGGUAGAAUAUAACCUGGAAUAACACAUAGGGUAUUUUUUAUUCCGAAAUUACCACGGGAGCGAAGCCAAGGGGCGGACCUAGUAAAAUAUGAAUCAAACUGUUUUAUUCAUAAAGAUAAAACGUAUGUUUUGUCACGUUCUGUCAACGUCAAAUAUUGUAAAGCGUGAUAGUGACAAAACAUACUGCCUCAAUGUUGCUAUUAUUAACUUUUGUAAGUAAAUAUGACUUUAACGUCUAAAUACACAGUAUCUGGUUCGAAUUAUUAUAAAAUUGAUUUUAAUAGGUUCGCUUGUGGAAAUGUAGAUUAUUAACUUAUAUUUAACAUUCAGCUGUUAUUUGUUUCCUACAAAUAUAUCGGCAUAAGUCGAGGAUGUGUGGGAAAUUGUUUACACGAGAUAAAAAUACUUAAAUCGAUUGAUGCAUCCAGCAUUGUAGUCCUUUUAACAUAAUCUGCUGCAUUUUUACAAUAUAUGUUUUUGAGAUUAUAUUUUUAUUACUAUCCACAAAUCAGUAGCAUAUAGCGCUUCAAUUGUUUUUGUUUUUGCUAAAUAUUUAUUUUUGAAAUCGAAACUGGUAAGUUGUAAAGAUGUUAAUGCAUUGUUAUUGUAAUAUAUAUUAGUAACUAAAAUAAA